This is a messenger RNA of Hippoglossus stenolepis (Pacific halibut), 3094 nucleotides long. Its product is annotated as rootletin. The transcript is spliced from 21 exons. Lineage: Eukaryota; Metazoa; Chordata; Actinopteri; Pleuronectiformes; Pleuronectidae. The record is from RefSeq and is a predicted model, not a curated record. Bases 286 to 2646 code for a protein of 786 amino acids.
UAACAUUGUUAGUGUCACCCCACCCCCCCAGGAUGGCGCUCUCUCAUUCAGUCUGUCACGGGCGUGGAUGAUUACUUUACUAACCAGAGUGACGAUGACACACCCACACUGGAAGAAAGUGACCCUCAGUCUACAUCAGUCCACAGAUCCUCAUUUGGCAGUUGUCAAAAAAGAAAACUUCGGAAAACUCAGCAUAAAAAGAGAGAAAGUUGCAGACUCAAGUUUUCUUUGGGAGACGACGACAAAGACACAGAUGAGGAAAGUUCUGAGAGGACAUCCGAGAAAAUGCAGUGGACAAAAAUGAAAGAGCAACUCACUAAUCUCCGACAAAAAUGUGAGAACGAGGAGGAGACACUCAGGUUGAAGAGGACUCAGUUAAAAGACGUUGAGCUCUGCCUUUCUGAACUGCGGCAGAGAAGAAAGCAUGCCUUGCAGGAAUUAGAGCGAGUGACUGCACAGAGAGCACAGGUGGAGAAGGAGAAGAAGACUAUGGAGUCCAGUCUGAGAGACAGCAGGAUAGAGAGAGACUCUCUCAGUUGCCAAGUGGAAAAGUUGCAGAGACAAAGAGAUUCUUGUCUCCAUGAGAUCAGAGACAUGGAGGAAGAACUUGAAACUCUGAGUCAGAAGACUCUAAAGGAUGGAUCCUGCUCGAAGAACAACGUCAUCAUGUCAGUGCUGGAGAGGGAGGAGAUGGAAAGACAGCUGGACGGUGCAAAAACUCAACUGUUUGCUGAGCAGAGACGUGCACGAGAGAAGCUAGAGUCCAUGCAAGAGAAGUUAGAGCAGACUCGUGAGGAACUCCAGAGGGCCACAGAGGCAGAGAGCUCACUGAGGAACAGAUGUGUUUUUCUGGAAGAGAAACAGAUCCAGAAAAAGGAGCAAAUUGAGGCACUUGAGGUUCAGGUAAGCGAGCUGCAGGUUGAACUGGGAGAAGGUAAGAUCAGGGUGGGUGCUCUGGAGAAGAAGUUGGCCCAGAAGGAGCUGCAGCUGCUGGAUUUCCACGAACAACAUGGGGCCUUACAAACAGAAAGAGACGGACUGAAGGGGGAGCUACAGCACCUGAAAACCCAGCACGACAAAGCAGUGAAGGAAGCCCAGGAACAAGCCUACAGAUCAAUGGUUGAUCAGCAGGCCGAGGAAGAGAAAGCAAGUGCUUUGAAAGAGCACACACUGGUUCUCACGCGAUGCGUUGAGGCAAUGCAAAGCUCCAUUCAGAUAAAAGAAGAAGAGGCAAAGCAGCUAAGGAUCUCUCUGGAGCAGCAGAGGGAGGAGGCAAAGAACCGCGAAGAGGAGCUGCAUAAAGACGCCUCUGAAAAGGUGAACAAAGCAAUAGACGAGGAGAGGAGGAAGUGGGAGGCACAAAGAGUGGAAGCUGUGCAGGUGCACUGUGGGAUACUGGAGGAGCAGAACAAAAAGAGCCAGGAAAGCAUGAGGAGUAAGAUGCAGCGAGAGAAGAGUAGAGCACAAGCUCUUCAACAUAAAGUGUUGGAACUAAAAACAAGGAUGCAGGAGUUGGAGAGUGAACGUUGUGCACAGCAGAGAGAGCAGGAGUCUUUGCUGGCUGUUAUUUGUAGAUCGCUGAAAGAGGAGCACCAGGCUGAGCUGCAGAGGUUGAAGAAACAGAUGGCACAGGAGAACCAGAGGACGGCGCUGCAGCUUGAGAAGGCUGUUCAGCUGGCAAAGAAAGAGGCUGACAGGCUCCGGGUGACGCUGGAAGAAAGGGAGCGAGGUUACAACAGAAUCACUGCUGAGCUGGACCGGCAGCACAGACACUGGGCCCAGGAGCUGGGAGCAGAGUGCCAGCAUAUGCAACUCUUAGUGGAACAGAGUGGAGCCAAACAGAGAGCUGUGACGCUGCCUGCCUGUCCUACAGUAGCUGAGGCUCUUACAACCCUGAGAGCACUGAGAGAGCAGCUGGAGCACUUGAUUAUCCAUCUACACCAGGAGCUGGGUUCACAGAAGCAAACUACCGAGCAGCUGAGAAAAGACAAGGAGCGAGAAUUGAGCGCCCAGAGGCAGCAGCUCAGGCUGGAGAGAGAUAGAGCCGUAGACUCUGUGAAGGAGCGUCUCAUUCAGGAGCACAUUGAGGAGUUGAGCAGCCUGAACAGGACUCAGCUGACUGAUGGAGGAGCUGAAGGAGGAGGAGCAGCUGUAUCUCUGCGCAAGCAGUUGAAGGCCAAAGACGUGGAGCUCAGGCAGGUUCAGAGGAGCAUGGCUCAGUGGAAGCAACAGACUGCAGCUCGUCUGGCAUGCAAAUUUGAAGAGGAGCUGACCGCUGAACUGGAAAGGUGCAAGGCAAAGUUGUUAAGAGGAAGAAAGAUAUCAGUGGCUCGGGGGGAGGACCAGAGAAAGUCAGAGAGGCCUGAAGGAGGGAAGGCUCUUAGUGUAAAGGAUGCCCAAACUUUGGUUUGCUCUCCCUCCCUCCCUGUGGGGGACUCUGCAGCCUCCCACAGCCCCUCAGACGUGGCUUCAUUUAAGCUCCUACGUUACCUCCAGAGCAGAGUGAAGCAGCUCCGUCUAGAAAACCAGGCCUACACCUGGAACUCCUCUCCUCCUGACUCAGGAUCCUAUCUUAGGGCAAUCGCUCAUGGACAAGACAGUGCUGGAGCUCUGAGCCAGGCAGCAAUCAGGACCGUCCCAAGUUAAAGAAAAUGCUUUACAGAAUGUGUCAAUGAACGCCAUUUAUGAAACAUGAUUAAAAUCUGCGGACCACAGAGGUGAAACAUUUACUGUCACACGUGCUUAAGAUUGCAGAUUAACAAGCAGGUCACGUUGACAAAUGACACAACUGAAGAGUCAUGACAUUCACCUCCUUCUGUAUUAAGAAAGUCCACAUUUUAUGGUUGACGGUUACAGUGAACUGUGAAUGAGUGAUGAACUGACAUUUUACUAGAGACGUGAAGAUCAUGUGAGUUAUGUCAAAUAACCUCAUAAAGCUGACAGAGCUUUCUCGAGGAAUCCCUUGUGUAACCAUAAACCUCAUGUGAAGUUUAACUGCACAAUAAAGUUCAGUAGGUUUCUGGUACGAAAAUUGUCUGUAGCAUCUACUAUGCCUAAUUUACAUGAAAAUGUUAAAUCUUGAUGUAAAACUGUG